AAAACCAUUAAUUAAAAAAAAAAUACUUAUAAGGUUUUUAUAUUCAAUAAUGAUAAGAAUUGGAAAACUGUGUUUAUAGAAUAAAAUAUCUUUUAGAAUUGAAAAUAUUAUUUAAUUAUAACAAAUUCAAUAGAUUGAAAAUACAAUAAGUCCUUUUAAACUAAACUUGCCAAAGUAUAAAAUGUCCAGUUAAAAUAGCAAAUUCGAUAUUAACAAGCUCAUUAAAUUUAGAAGAAAUAUGCAUUUGAAUCCUGAAACUGGAUUUAAAGAGUUCUAAACACAAUAAAACAUUAAAGAGUAUCUUCUAUCGAUAGGGAUUUAAGAAAAUUAAAUAAAAGUAUGCGCUUAGACAGGGUUAGUUGUAGAUAUUAGAGGUUAAGCCCCUUCUGAGGGAGAAGAUAGAUUGAUUGCAUUUAGAGCUGAUAUUGAUGCACUAUCAAUGAAAGAAGAUAAUCCUCAUUUGGAAUAUCAAAGCACCAACGGAGCUGCUCAUAUGUGUGGUCAUGAUGGACAUACAACUUGCCUUCUUGGAUUUGCAAGUCUUUAUAUGGAUAUCCUGCACAAAAUUCCUUAAAAUAAGGUUAUUCGUUUGCUAUUCUAACCCAGCGAAGAAGGUCCCGAAAGUGGAGCAUUUGUGAUGAUUUAAGAUGGAUGUCUUGACUAAGUAUAAGAGGUUUAUGGAUUUCACAAUUGGCCUACUCACAAAGUAGGAUAUUUGAUGGUAAAACCAGGACCUGUUAUGUCUGAAGUAACAGUCAUAAAUUUAACUAUUAUUGGAAAGGGAGGACAUGGAAGUGAACCAGAAAAGGCAAAUGAUCCUGUAUCUGCUGCAGUUGAUUUUCAUAUAAAAUUUAGAAAAAUUUAAGAGAAGUAUAAAGGAAGAUAAUAUGUUUGUACCUUACCAACAUUCAAUGCAGGAGAAAGAUUUAAUGUUUUUCCUGAUAAAGCUUUACUCACAGGCACUCUUAGAUCUUUUGAAGAUGGAUUGUCUGAGGAGUUUAAAAAGGAUGUGAUUUAAGCUUUAGAAGAGCUUAAGUAAGAAAGAGGAAUAAAUUAUUAAUUAAAUUGGAGGAUUUACUUCCCUGCUACAGUUAAUUCAGAAACUGAAGCAAAUCAUGUUGAAAGAGUAGCUAAAUAAUACUUUGGAGAAGCUAAUGUAGGUAUUGGUAUUAUGCCAGCAAGAGCAUCUGAAGAUUUUUCUUUUUAUCUCAAAGAAAGACCAGGUGCUUUCUUCUUUUUAGGAUCAGGCAGAAUUGAGAAUGACACUAUGCUUCAUGAUUGUCAUUUUGACUUUAAUGAGGAUUUGAUUAAUCCAGGUUCUGAAUUCUGGGUUAAAUUAGCUUUAGACAGAUUGAAAGUCAAUCUUUGAAAACAUUUUUUGAUAUUUAAAAUUAUUUAAAUUUCAGUUUCAGGCUUAUUAGUAAACAUAAAAAUACAAAUAAAGCAAAUAAUAAAUAUUAGAAAGUUGCUUGUUUAUAUUUUGAGGUUACUUCUUAUAAAUAAAAAUAUAUAAAAUUAAAAUUUUUUACAUUAAAUUCAAAAAUAAAUCAAAAUAUAUCAAUAAAUACAAAUAAAAACUCAUUUUAUUUUGAAAAAAAUUUUUGCUGCAAUUGUAAGAUUGAGGAUCUUAAUUUAUUAUUUAGCCUGAUUUGUUUUAAGAAUUGAUAAAAGUAGAGGCUUUAGCUAUAUAUAUUGAUAAUUUGAUAUUAUUAAUAAAAGAUUUAAAAAUAAUCUAAUGAAUUAAUAUUCUUACAUUUUUAUAAUUGUAAUUAUGUUCUGUUCAAUAAAGACUAUAUUUAUUUUUAUUUGAUAGUUAGAAGAAAAAGAAAAAUAUGAAUUUUAUAGCAGA
Molecule: messenger RNA, 1849 nt
Organism: Tetrahymena thermophila SB210
Lineage: Eukaryota; Ciliophora; Oligohymenophorea; Hymenostomatida; Tetrahymenidae
Product: amidohydrolase
Exons: 5
Molecular function (GO): hydrolase activity
Source: RefSeq, a predicted model, not a curated record